AUGGAACUAGUAGACAUUGAAGAAUGUCAACCGGAUACAACAACCAAUAGAAAGAAAAGUUUGUGGUCUAAAAUUAAUAAUAGGACGACGUAUAGCUAUUUAAUUAACGUUGUUAUUUCUAUUUUAUUACUUACCUGUUUAGUGUUAGUGCUAUAUUUCUUCAAAGAAUACCUUAAAACUAUUUUAUAUUGGGUAAAUUUGCAAGACCCAAAGAUAAUAUUUUUACUAUUCAUGGGUUUGUUUUUGAUAGUGAGUUUUCCGGUGACCAUUGGGUACCUAGUGUUAAUAAUAACAAGUGGAUAUUUAUUUGGGAUACUGAAAGGAUUGGGAACGGUGGUGGUGAGUGCAAACUUUGGAGUGGCAGUUGCUCACUUUACCCUUAAGUUGCUCCGAGGGUACCUUCCCUUGGAUAGGCUCCUUAAGAAUGAGACUGCAAGAGCAUUGCUCAAAGUUAUUUCUGGACCUCAGGCGUUUAAAAUUGUGUUCUUUGCGAGACUGACUCCAAUACCAUUUGGGCUACAAAACACAAUUUUUGCUGUGAGCGACGUUGGAGGCUGUGGGUACCAUUUAGCAACGCUGCUGGGUCUCCUACCGGCGCAGGUUAUUAACGUGUACCUGGGCUCCACGUUACGCUCGAUACAAGACGUGCUGCACGAGUCCCACCUAACGGGUUAUGUGGUGUUCGGCUUUCAGAUCUUGAUCGGCAUAACGCUUAUGGUGUGGGUGGUGCAGAAGGCUCGCAAGGAGCUGACCAUCGCGAUAAUGGCGGCGGAGCUCGGCCGGGAUACGCUGUCUACCUCCAGCAGUUCCUCUAUCAGCUAG
This is a messenger RNA of Parnassius mnemosyne (clouded apollo), 822 nucleotides long. The record is from the annotation of a GenBank genome assembly. Lineage: Eukaryota; Metazoa; Arthropoda; Insecta; Lepidoptera; Papilionidae.